AGUUGGUGGGUGGGCACUUAGGCCUCAAAGCGGAGCCUGAGGGUCGAGUGCGGCGAUGAGCUUCGCGAGGGCGGUGUGGCGGGGCUGCAGGUGGGGGCGAGUGCUGUUCUUGGCCCCUGUUGUACCAUCGAGCUCCAGUCUGUACAAGUUCAGCAGCACCCUCCUGUCACGGCCCAGUGGCCUCUUGACCCUGAGUCCAUCGGUGAGCCAGCUAGAGACUGGUGGCUUGAGCUCCCGGCUUUUCCCUUGGAGCAAGGGGCAGGUCCGGACGAAGAAACGUGGCACUGAGUACCAACCAAAGGUCAUCAAGAGGAUACGGACUCAUGGCUGGAAGAAGCGUAUCAGUACCCGGGGUGGCAUCGAGGUGAUACUGCGCAGGAUGCUCAAGGGACGGAAAUCAUUGACCUACUGAGUUCACCUGAUCUUUGGAGGCGUGUAUUGACUGGGAAUAGGCGAGCCACAGCACCAUUGCCACACUUUGAAUGCCAGUGUACAUAUUGUAUUAAACUCUUUUGGGCUUAUAGAA
Messenger RNA from Hemiscyllium ocellatum (epaulette shark), 526 nucleotides. It is a transcript of the gene mrpl34, whose product is annotated as mitochondrial ribosomal protein L34. The transcript is spliced from 2 exons. Gene Ontology annotation, molecular function: structural constituent of ribosome. The coding region runs from base 56 to 412 and encodes 118 amino acids. Gene Ontology annotation, cellular component: ribosome; mitochondrial large ribosomal subunit. Gene Ontology annotation, biological process: translation. The record is from RefSeq and is a predicted model, not a curated record. Lineage: Eukaryota; Metazoa; Chordata; Chondrichthyes; Orectolobiformes; Hemiscylliidae.